UGCUCCGCGGCGCGGGGCCGGAAGGAGCGGCACCCGGAAGUGGCAUUGGGCAAUUGGAGAGCGGGGCUCGCGGAGAUGGCUACAGGAACAGACCAGCUGGUUGGACUUGGCCUUGUGGCCUUUAGCCUUGUGGUCUUCACCUACUACACCAUCUGGAUUAUAAUCCUGCCCUUCAUCGACAGCGAUCACGUGAUCCACAAGUACUUUCUGCCCCGUGAAUAUGCGGUCACGAUCCCCUUGGUCGUGGGGCUGAUCCUGCUCCUGUUCGUCGGAAUAUUCAUCACAUAUGUGAUGCUGAAGAACAGGAAGCCCACCAAGAAGUCAAACUGAGAAGGCAGCCAGGUCAGGGAUGGGGCAAGAGGCAUAAAGGAGCUGGCCUGGUCCAGGGGCUGCCCCUCUUCAUCGUUCCCUCCCCCCUGCCCUCCCCCACUCUCUCUCUGACAGCGGAGAGCAGUGCAGCCAACCCUGAGACCAACGAGCUGAGGUCAGUCGUCCGUCAGGUCCAAGCUCUUAUGGAGCGGCAUGAUGACAGCGUAAAAUAAGGUGCCGAGGUGGAGCCCAGUCCCGGCUCUGUCCCAGAAUCACUCGGCUGGUGUCGGAGCCCCCGGGUCACCGCUGCUCACUUUGGCCCUAGGACCGUAGCGUGAGCUGAAUUCUCCCUGGCCUCAGGCUCGUGGGCUUCCAGCGACUUCCCCAUCUUUCCUGACUUCCACUGGGUUCCACAUAAAUGACCUCUUAGGAGGAGCGAGGGCAGUGGAUCCUCGUUCCUCAUCCCGCGUCAUAUCCCCUUCCUCCCUGGCCCUUCUCAUGGCUGUUCCAGCCACAUUUCCUCCAGCCCCUUCCUUGUCGUCUUUACCUCUUGCGAUGGGGCAAGGCAGCUGUCCGGAGGCAUUGCCGAGGUGGUCUCGGCAGACACUCUCCGUCUGUCCCGCCGACCCCAUCGUUGCCAGAAGAGUUCUCAACGCUCCGACUUAUCUCUUGACCCAGAAGGAGAGGAAGAGCCACAGACUGCAGAGACCUCAAUCCGUGUGGACCAAGGCUGGUGCAGAGGUUACCAGCCUGGCGUCGGUUUCCCUGGGGUUGAGGGGGACCAGGUGCUCUACCAGUUAGACUGCUGAGUGGCUCUCCGCACUCCAGAGCCACAGAGUCAACAGUUUCAUUCACAUCUCAUUAAAUAUUUCAACCAUUU
Messenger RNA from Ornithorhynchus anatinus (platypus), 1189 nucleotides. It is a transcript of the gene DPM2, whose product is annotated as dolichyl-phosphate mannosyltransferase subunit 2, regulatory. Gene Ontology annotation, molecular function: enzyme regulator activity. The record is from RefSeq and is a predicted model, not a curated record. Gene Ontology annotation, cellular component: endoplasmic reticulum membrane; dolichol-phosphate-mannose synthase complex. Gene Ontology annotation, biological process: GPI anchor biosynthetic process. Bases 76 to 330 code for a protein of 84 amino acids. The transcript is spliced from 4 exons. NCBI's taxonomy places the organism in Eukaryota, Metazoa, Chordata, Mammalia, Monotremata, Ornithorhynchidae.